Wallemia mellicola CBS 633.66 is the source of this 820-nucleotide messenger RNA. Its product is annotated as Acireductone dioxygenase. The record is from RefSeq and is a predicted model, not a curated record. Lineage: Eukaryota; Fungi; Basidiomycota; Wallemiomycetes; Wallemiales; Wallemiaceae. The transcript is spliced from 2 exons. Bases 13 to 540 code for a protein of 175 amino acids. Gene Ontology annotation, molecular function: acireductone dioxygenase [iron(II)-requiring] activity.
CAAACUAUCAAAAUGAGAGCUUGGUAUAUGGACGACAUAGAGGGUAGCUUCACAGCACCACACGAUUCAGGCGUCUCUGUUAAUGCUGACUAUCUGGCUAAAUUGGGUAUCCAAUACACACUCAACCCAGAUAUCGAGAAGGUUGCGAUAGAGCAGGGAUACAAGAACAGGGACGAAGUUGGUAUCUCUAGAGAGGCACUUGGAGAUGAGGAGUACAAGAACAAAUUGAACAUCUUCAAAGUCGAACACUUACACACCGAUAUUGAAGCCAGAUUGAUAUUGGACGGUAGUGGAUAUUUCGAUGUUAGGGACAGACUCAACAAUAAUGAAAAAUGGAUUAGAAUUGCGGUAGAAAAGGGUGAUUUGAUCAUUCUUCCUCCUGGUAUCUUCCACCGUUUCACAACUGACGAUAAUGGAUACACACGCGCAAUGAGAUUAUUCACAGACGAGCCAAAGUGGCAGCCAUACAACAGAUCAAAUGAGGUUGAGAAGGAUCCAUCUCAUUUGGAUUACUUAAAGAGCAUCGGAAUUACUGCAUAAACGUUUCUUUAUCAUUACAGCGUCAUUAGGGUGCUUUUGUGUUGGCCUUAGAAUCCUUUAUCAUCUAACCACCUUUCCACUUCGUAAAGUGAUUGUUGUUCACCAUACUCGCCGUUAUAGAGGAUCAAAUCAGCAUCUGAGUUUGCUAACCUGUGUUUUUCCAGCUUCUCUACGUUAGCGAGCUUAUCCAUAAUACCAAUUCGUGGAAAUGCUUCAUAAUUGAAUGGUUCUACGGGGCUUGGUAAGGCGCUUUCAUUUGGAGAUUUCUCGUCUUCGAUCA